Closterium sp. NIES-65 is the source of this 2418-nucleotide messenger RNA. Lineage: Eukaryota; Viridiplantae; Streptophyta; Zygnematophyceae; Desmidiales; Closteriaceae. The record is from the annotation of a GenBank genome assembly.
AUGGGAGCGCCGAAGCAGAAGUGGACGGCGGAGGAGGAGGGGGCGCUGAGGGCGGGGGUGGACAAGUACGGCCCGGGCAAGUGGCGCGCCAUUCAGAAGGACCCUGCUCUCGGGCCCCUCCUUACUCACCGAUCUAAUGUUGACCUCAAGGUGCGUGUGCUGCUGGGGUGUGCCCCAAGUGCUGCUGUGCAGGUGCGCUCGUCUCGCCCCGAGUGCUGCUGUGCAGUGCGGGACAAGUGGCGCAACAUGACAGCAGCAGCCACUGGCGGCAGUGGUGGCAGUGCCAGUGCAGUGGUGCCCAUGCCACGCGUGCGCGCCCCCAGGGAGCAACAAUUGCCCCACCCUUCCCUUAACUCCCCCCCUCUACAGGACAAGUGGCGCAACAUGACAGCAGCAGCCACUGGUGGGGCCGGCAGCAGUGCCAGUGCAGUGGUGCCCGUGCCAAGGGUGCGCGCCCCCAGGGAGCAGCGGGCGGCAGCUGCGGCGGCACGCGCUGAGCUGGCAGCAGUCGUGGCGAUGGAGGAGGAGGAAGACGCCCUAUUGGCCGCCGCUGCUGCUUGCAGUGACGCUGAUGUGGCUGAGGGUGCUGAUGACGGUAGUGGUGCUGGUGAUGCGGAUUUUGCUGGUGGGGGGGGCGAGGCGGGGGUAGGGGCAGGGGAGAGCGGGUCUAUGGGCGGGGCUGGGGGGGGGACGGAUGGUGAAAGGGGUGGAGAGGGUGUGGGGGGGGGCAGUGCGAGCAGUGGGCGCACUGGCAGUCGUGGGGGGACGGGGGAGGAGGGGACGUGGACCGUUGUACCCUCCGCUGCUGCUGGCAUGGGCGUUCCUGUGACGAGCAAUGCAAGGUUGGAUGAGGCGAUCAUGAUGGCUGUGGCAUCGUUGGAAGGCUCACAGGCAGCACAUGGGUGCUCCGCUGCAGCUGUUGUGAAACACAUCGAGGACCACCAUGCAUCAUCGCCCAAUCUGCGCCGCCUGGUGCCGCAUCGCCUUAGAGCACUCUCAGAGGAGGGUUGCCUGGUGAAGGUGAGAGCAGGGGUGAUAGAACACCAUGUAGGCAGGCGGGCGAGUUGGCAUGGGGAGGGGCUGGAUGGGGAGGGUGCGGGUAGAGGGGGGUGGGGGGGAAGUGGCAAGUGGGAGAGUGAGGAGGGGAGGGUGGAGUGGGGGAGCCGGGGGAGUGUGAGGAGGAGGGAUGGUCGGAGUGGCAGGGUGGGCAGUGGGAGUGCUGCAGAGAGGGUAGGUGAGGGUAGAGCCAGUGGGACAGCAGCAGAGGGAAGGGCGGGUGGGGCUGCUGCAGCAGCAACAGCAGCAGUAGCAGGGGUGGAGCAUCAUCUAGGCAUGCGCUCCACAGCUGCUCUUCACUCCUCUUCCCCCUCUGCCCCCACUGCUGCUGCUGCCGCUGCUCCAGUGGAUCGAAUAGCAGCAGACCUGUCGCAGGCCCACCUCUCCCCUCUGCAAACCACCCACACGCCAUCUCAUGCUUCUGCUGCCGCCGCCGCCGCCGCUUCUGUUGCUGCUGCUGCUGCAAGCACGGGUGGUGCUGGUCCCCAUGCUCCUACGGUGGGCCAUUUCAAGAAACUCCGUUUUCCCUCUCAGCAGUCGGCCGAAGCAGGAGGAGCCAGCGAAAGAGACCCAGGCGCGCGAGACCGGACCGAGAAGGGAAGAGCAGGCGAGCGUGUGGGAGAAGGAGCAAAGGAGGGGAAGGCGGUGGGUGCAGCGCAGAGUGCGUGGGUGCAAGAGCUGGCACGGAAGGCAGCAGAGGCGAUGGCAGAGGCAGAGGCAGCUGUAGCAGAGGCGGAGGCGGCUAUGAGAGAAGCGGAGGCCAUGGAAGCUGAGGCAGAGGCAGCAGAGGCGGCAGCGAGAGAGCUUGAGGGCAGGAGGCAAGCUGCUGCCGGGAAAGCAGCAGGGGAAGCAGCAGGGGAAGCAGCAGGGGAAGCAGCAGGGGAAGCAGCAGGGGAAGCAGCAGGGGAAGCAGCAGGGGAAGCAGCAGGGGAAGCAGCAGGGAAGCAGCAGGGGAAGCAGCAGGGGAAGCAGCAGGGGAAGCAGCAGGGGAAGCAGCAGGGGAAGCAGCAGGGGAAGCAGCAGGGGAAGCAGCAGGGGAAGCAGCAGGGGAAGCAGCAGGGGAAGCAGCAGGGGAAGCAGCAGGGGAAGCAGCAGGGGAAGCAGCAGGGGAAGCAGCAGGGGAAGCAGCAGUGGAAGCAGCAGGGGAAGCAGCAGGGGAAGCAGCAGGGGAAGCAGGAGGGGAAGCAGCAGUGGAAGCAGCAGGGGAAGUGGCAGGGGAAGCGGUGGAUGCAGCACCUGGCACGAAUGGCAGCAGAGGCAGAGGCAGAGGCAGCAGUGGCAGAGGUGGAGGCGGCAGUGAGAGAGGCGGAGGCCAUGGAGGCUGAAGCAGAGGCAGCAGAGGCGGCAGCUAGGGAGCUGUAG